Colletotrichum karsti is the source of this 1686-nucleotide messenger RNA. RefSeq names its product WD repeat domain-containing protein. Gene Ontology annotation, molecular function: protein binding; tRNA (guanine(46)-N7)-methyltransferase activity. The transcript is spliced from 3 exons. The coding region runs from base 1 to 1686 and encodes 561 amino acids. Gene Ontology annotation, cellular component: cytosol; nucleus; tRNA methyltransferase complex. Gene Ontology annotation, biological process: RNA (guanine-N7)-methylation. The record is from RefSeq and is a predicted model, not a curated record. Lineage: Eukaryota; Fungi; Ascomycota; Sordariomycetes; Glomerellales; Glomerellaceae.
AUGAAGAUUCCUUACAAUUUCAUCCAGCCUUCUGGAAAUGUAGUCUUCGCCGCCAGGGGUGGAAAGAUUCACUCCUUUAGUCUGCAAGACGGCUCUCACCUAUCGACAUGGGAGCACCCCGACGUCGAGAAAGUUGCAGCCGCCUCAGCCGCCGCCGCUGCAGCUAAGGUCGAGAUAGAAGUGAGCUCCAGUGUGCCCACGCCCACAUCCCCUGCCGAUGGUGAGGAAGACGGCCCCCCGGCCAAGCGUCAGAGACUCGAGAAGGAAGACGAGCAGUCCAAGGACGACGGUGACGCCAUGGUCGUGGAUGAGCCUCCCAAGCAUCCCGAACAGGAGAACGAGAAACGAGGGAAGAAGGAUCGGAGGAAGGGUAACAGGGGCCAAAAUCAGGGCCAGAAAGCAAACAAUCGAGGCAGCAAUGUGUUCGCGAGGGUCCCCGAUCAACCUGUCAUCACCCUCAUGACCACUACCAGCGAUGGCAGCCAUCUGCUGGCCAUCUCGGGCCACGACAAGUCUCUUUGGGUGUUUGAGCACGACGGCAAGGGCAACCUGAAAGAGCUCGGUCAGAGAAUCAUGCCUAAACGCCCCUGCUCCGUCCUCAUCUGCCCGGGUAAUGAGACGAUUCUGAGCGCAGACAAGUUCGGCGACGUCUUCUCGUUACCUUUGAUCCCCACAGAUAAGCCUGCUGCUGCUGCUGCUGCCGCCGCCACUGGUGAUGCCGAUGCUGGUGCCAGUACGCCAGCUGAGGAAUCCACUCCGGCACCCGAGACGCAAGAGACCAAGCCGUUCAAGCCGGAAGCGAGCAACUUCACCGUGCACUCCAAGGCCAACCUGCGAGCCCUCAGGAACCAGGAGCGCGAGUCCAAGAAGGGGAAGCGCGACGUCACCAAGGAGGAGCCGACCUUCGAGCACACGCUCCAGAUCGGCCACGUCUCCAUGCUUACGGCGAUGAUGCUCGCGGAGAAGGGUUCGCGGCGGUAUAUCAUCACCGCGGACCGCGACGAGCACAUCCGCGUCUCGCGGUACAUGCCGCAUGCGCAUGUCAUCGAGGGCUUCUGUCUGGGUCAUACCAACUUCGUCAGCGCUCUCACUCUGCCUAGUCAGGAUGUUCUUGUUUCGGGCGGUGGAGACAGUGAGAUGUUUGUUUGGGACUGGGAGGCGGGCAAGGUCCUGUCCAAGUUCGACAUCUUGGAGCAGGCCCGACAGGUUGAGAGCGAGACUUCCAAGGUCGCCGUCUCUCAGCUUCUGUCAGCCACUGUUCUUGUCAAUGGCCUGCCAAACCCCGUGGUCCUGGCGGUCUGCGAAGGUAUUCCUUCCAUCUUUGUGCUGCGCGUCUCAGACCAAAACACUCUGUCCCACGUUCAGACCGUCUCUCUCCCGGGCAACCCCCUUCAUGUGGCCCCAAUCUCGAGCGACGGUACCCUGAACACCAUCCUGGUGGCUGUCGACCCGGCAGAGUCGAGUACCAUCGGUAUCGUGUCUUACAAGUGGACCGGUGCUGCCUUUUCAACAACACAAGACUUCACCCCUCAAGACGCGAGCUUGAGCGAGAGUGAGUUCGACUUGACAAAUGAGCAAGUGCGCAAGCUUUUGUACAACAUCGGAGAUCUGCGCAAAAAAGGAGACGACGAGCAAGGAGAAGGUGAAGAGGGAGAGCAAGUGGAGCAGACACAGGAAGCAUCGUAG